Exophiala xenobiotica is the source of this 1320-nucleotide messenger RNA. RefSeq lists its product as uncharacterized. The coding region runs from base 1 to 1320 and encodes 439 amino acids. The transcript has a single exon. The record is from RefSeq and is a predicted model, not a curated record. NCBI's taxonomy places the organism in Eukaryota, Fungi, Ascomycota, Eurotiomycetes, Chaetothyriales, Herpotrichiellaceae.
AUGGCAGGCUCCAGGCCUUUGCUAGGUUCACCGUUCGUGAAACCACAUGCCGCUGCGAGGUACUCUUCACCCACCACCUCCCCGUCCGCUGCUCAUGCCAGAGCACGAACAUCCAGGAGGUCAGAGCAUGGCUCCGAGGGUUCACGUUCAACAUCGGUGGUACGGUCGGACUCGGGCUCAGAAGGACCACCUCCUUUGACCACAACGUCAGGCUCUGGCAACUGGCUACCGGCCUGGUGUGGGGUCUCACAAUCAACGCAUUCGGACGCCUCUUCAGAUGAUGCGAGUUCGUCGUCCGAGGAAUGGGGCUCGGCAUCAGAAUGUCCAACAGUCUCAUCCACUGGAGCAGAGCAUGGGUCCGCUUCGAGCUCGAUCAACUCGACUUCCGACGACUCAGAAACUCCAGGCCCUGAUGACCGUCAACCAGUAGCUCCAGAGCCGGAUGAUCCAGAGGAGCUGGACACUCAGACUCGGACUGGGAGAACAGUCAGGUGCAUACCAGGCGAACAGCACGUCAACGACUGUAGCUGUCCCAAAGGUAAAGGCAAGGCCUUCCGAACACCACUCCCGCGGCCAGCAAAUGGUGGUCCCAACCCGCGCCCAUCAAGACCAAAUCUACCACGGGCCUCACUCUUCAAUCAGCCAGAGAGGCAUCCCAACGCGGAACUUCCGUCGAAUGCGCCUGGUCUGCCCCCACGACGCAACCAAGCAUCCUCGUCCCAGCAAGACAGCGGCAUCUUGAGAUUGUCGAGACCCAUCUUACCGACGAACAAUCCCUUCCGCGAAAUCCAACAGCCCGGUCUUCGAAAUGUCGCAUGGGGCUACUUUUACCGAUCCAGACUAUCCUGGCUGGUGCGCGCUCUGGCAAAUGAUCGAGCACAUAUCGAGCCCUACUCAAACAGCAUAGCAGAGAUCAAUGAGGACAUCAGGAUGGCACUUGAGACCAUCAUACUCAUGGCGCAACGGCCCGAAUUCCUCUGCGAUGCCGUCUUUUUGUGGCGGUGCCGCCGAGUGAUCCGGGACGUCCAGGGUCUCAGGGAAGAGUUCUACAAGACGCUAGAGUACAUCCGGCGAACAAGGGCACUACGCGCAAGGCACUUGCUCGAUGAGCAGUACGAAAGAAUGAUUGACCGGACGAUGGCGCAGAUGCUGGAGAUGGUGAGGAGUUCGUACAGCUUUCAAGCAAGUCAUGUUUUCGACCUCGUCCAUUUUCGGAGAACUGAGCACGAGAAGAAGAAAAUCCUGUGGGCUUACCAACGGCGGGGGAAAUUCUGCUCGGAAUGGGUUUCAUGGGAUGAGCUUGAGGAAGCAGCCGAAUAA